AUGUCAACGGCGUCCACGACGUCGGGUUCGCGUGCCGACAUGACGACAGGCGUGGUAGAGCGGCGCGUACGAGUCGUCCGCCUCCUGCGCCCUCGCAAGGCUGCCCCAGCUUUCGGUUUCUCACUACGAGGCGGAAGGGAAUACGCAACAGGCUUUUUCAUUUCCAAGGUUGAACUCAACUCUGAAGCUCAUCUUCAAGGAUUAAAGGUCGGUGACCAGGUGGUCAGCGUAAAUGGUUACCGAGUAGAUGAUGCUGUUCACGCGGAGCUGGUUCAUUACAUCACCUCGCAGUCUAGAUUGAAGAUUAAAGUUAGACAUGUGGGGAUGAUUCCAGUGAAAGACAAAGAGCAUGAGUCCCUAUCAUGGCAGUUUGUUUCGGAACGUGCAUCCUUAGCUUCAGAUGUUUCUUCAUCACCCACACUAUGCCACAAUACGGAUCACUUGACAGAUUUACGAUUAUCUAUAUUAGUGCCUCCAAGAGCAAAACUUGGUUGCGGAAUCUGUAAAGGGCCAGACUGGAAACCGGGAAUCUUUGUGCAAUUCGUAAGGGAAGGUGGCAUAGCACGUGAAGCAGGUUUAAGGCCAGGUGAUCAAAUCUUAUCGUGCAACGGUCACGACUUUGCUAAUAUAUCCUUUAAUGAGGCCAUAUCAGCCAUGAAAGUGAGUGGAAGGCUAGAGCUCGUCAUCCGUGAAGGCGCGGGAGCAGAACUAGUGUCACCUGAGAGCUCUGGCUACAACAGCUCGGCGUCUUCAGCCGCGGGCGAGCGCAGCCCGGCGCCGGCGCCGACGCCGCUCGCGCCGCCCGCGGCGUUACGGCGACGACUCGCGAGUGUAGCCGAAGAAGCCGCGGACAGAGCCGACAGGUUGACCGUAAACAGAUUAAAAAGACGAACAUGGGAUACUUUAGAUUUCGAUUGGAAAAAUAAGGACAUUCACAAUUUCGACGCGCCUUCUGAUAUCGAACCUGAUUACGACAGCCCUAGUAUACCAAAUAAUCCUCACACGUUCGAAAAUAAAUCUAGUAGAAAAUGUAAAAGUAACACAGAUUAUGAAGCAACGAAAGUAACGAGUCCCUUAAAUAGAACAAUUAUUAAUUUGACGGAAGAUGGCGCUACAAUACAAUGCAGUUACGAUAACAAUAAUCCUAGAAAGAAUUUGUAUGCUACAACCCAAACGAACAGGGAUAAAGAAAAGAAGACAAUAGUGGUAGAAGUUCAUCAUUUGAAUUCUACAACAUGUGCUAAAACUCAUUGCAAUUAUCCCCCACCUUUGAAAAAGGAAAACGAUGCAGAUUCUACAAGUAUAUCGAGUUCUGCCACAUUGUCUAGUGCCAUUGCUGAAGAAAUUCAGCGAAGAAAAUCUAACAAGAAGCCAACAGAAAAGGAAAUGAUACCAAUCCCCGUUAAAAAAACCAGUAUUCCAAAAGCCAUUGACAACGACCAAAAAAAACAUCACGAUGCAUUAAUGGAUGAGUUUAAGAAAGUUCACAGAAAAAUGUUUGCCAAUCAAGAUGCCGUAAACAACAAGGAAUGCAAUAAAGAAAAUCACAUGGAUAAUUUGCUGUUAUCGAUUAGUUUAUCACUUUUUUAUGUAUACUACAUAGACAAUAUAUGGAACACUGAUUUAGCACGAUUACGCUUCGCACUGAUAACGUCGCCCCCGCACCUGCGAUGCAGCGCGCCGCACGCGGGCCCGGCGACGCUCAGUCACCUCGCCACAUCCGGUGUCGACGCGCACCGCCGCGCCGCAAGUCUC
This is a messenger RNA of Brenthis ino (lesser marbled fritillary), 1755 nucleotides long. NCBI's taxonomy places the organism in Eukaryota, Metazoa, Arthropoda, Insecta, Lepidoptera, Nymphalidae. The record is from the annotation of a GenBank genome assembly.